Molecule: messenger RNA, 985 nt
Organism: Durio zibethinus
Lineage: Eukaryota; Viridiplantae; Streptophyta; Magnoliopsida; Malvales; Malvaceae
Source: RefSeq, a predicted model, not a curated record
UCCAGUUACCACAAAAGUUACAUAUUCUCUCAUUUAGACCGUUCGAUCGCUUUCCACGUCAGCAAUCCGCAUGAAUCCUCUUUUCAACGGCUGAGAUCACAGUUGCAGAAGCUACUGAUGAAGUUGAUGGAAGAAGAGAGGGAAUUUGAAGAGGAAAAGGAAAUUAACGUUAUGAAAAAGGAAGAAGCGGACGGUGAAGAUGAAAGUGAAGUAGAAGGCGGCGAAGAGGACGACGAUGAAGAUGACAACGGUGAAGAUGACGACGACGAUGAAGACGGAGAAGAAGAGGAUGAUGAUGAUGAUGAUGAUGAAGUGCAGGUUAUUCCCUCUUCCGAUGGUCCUCCGGUGCAGUCAGUCGAUGACGACGAGGAUGAUGAAGACGACGAGGACGACGGUGAAGGCGACGGCGAAGAUGGUGACGAUGACGACGACGACGACGACAGCGAUGACGAUGAGGAAGAAGAAGAGGAGGAGGAUAUGGGAACAGAAUACCUUGUACGGCCUGUAGGUCCUGCUGAAGAUAAGGAAGAUGCUAGUGAUUUCGAACCAGAAGAAAAUGGUGAGGAAGAGGAUGAAAAUGAAGAUGAAGAUGAGGAUGGUGGAAAGAUGGAAGCCCCACCUAAGAGAAAGAGGUCGGACAAAGAUGAUUCUGAUUGUGAUGAUGAUGAUGGAGGAGAGGAUGAUGAGAGACCCGCCAAGCGAUAAAACUGUCCCCUUGGAUUUAGGACAAAUCAGUGACCCAUUGCCAUAUAGGUUAAUCUUUCUCUCUCAAAAGCCAUCUCUCUUUCUUCCUGUAAAGAAUGAUAGUAUCAUCAUGGUUCAGUUUUAUUAGGGUUUACAUGUUCAAUCUGGUAAUCAUAGAAACAGUUGGUUUAGAAUUUGUGUAAUUUUAUGAUGUUAGAUUCAAUUGUAGACUUUGAGAAUUCCCCACAUUUUCAAGAUGAUAACAUGCUUUUUUCUGGUCAGGUUUCUUAAAAAUUUUCAU